GCUGCCUCCAUGUAGGUCUAACCUCACAUGGGACUCUAGGUUGUGUGAGCGCUACCCGUCGUGACAAGACGCCGGCGACUUUGGACCCUCCUCCUCUCGUUUUUCUCCUCCUUCGUGGGACACUGUAUCGGGUGCCGCGAUGCCGGGAGUGAUGUGGACGCCGGAGCUGGCGCUUCUGAGGGGCUUCUCCACGGAGGCGGAGCGGCUGGUGUGGAAGCAGGAGGGCAUCUGUGGUUCAGAUAUUGGCGUUUUCUUAGAAUUGCUGCUAGAAGGGAGCUAUGAGGCCUUGUUCCUCCAUUCAACGACACAAAAUAUUUUAAAUUCAGCGAUGAUGACUGAAGAAAAGAUUGACAGCUACCUGGAGAAGCAGAUAGUAAAUUUCCUGGAUUGCUCUACGGAUUUAGAAGAGAUUGAAAGGUGGGUGGUCAAAGGACUGGAUGCUAUUAUUAUGGGUCUCCUCAUUCUAGAUGGUGAAUCAGUCUACAGCCUCACUUCAAAGCCCAUACUGCUGCUAAUGGCACGCAUUAUCCUAGUGAACAUCAGACAUAAAUUAACAGCGCUCCAGAGCUUGCCAUGGUGGACUUUGAGAUAUGUGAAUAUUCACCAACAGUUGCUUGAGGAGCGAUCACCUCAGCUUUUUGCUCUUGCCAAAAACUGUAUUGAUCAAGUGAUGAAACAAGAGAAUUUAUUUGAAGGAGAUUCAGGUCGACUUUUGGCUAUUCAAUUUCAUCUGGAAUGUGCACAUGUAUUUUUAUAUUAUUAUGAAUAUAAAGAAGCAAAAGACCAGUUCAGUACCGCUGAAGACAUCAGCAGGUUACAGAUUGGCCUGACAGGUGCUUUGGGAAAAAGGACACGAUUCCAGGAAAAUUAUGUGGCACAGCUGAUUGUAGAUGUCCAGAGAAAAGAGGAUGUCCCUUCCAGUUGUGAGUUCAGCCCAGCACCCACGCCCCAGGAGUGUUUAGCCAAGAAUCUUGAGCUCAACGAUGAUACUGUUCUGAAUGAAAUAAAGUUAGCAGAUAGUGAACGGUUUCAGAUGCCGGACCUGUGUGCGGAGGAGCUUGCUGUGAUCCUUGGAGUCUGCACAAAUUUCCAGAAGAACAACCCGGUUCAUAAGCUCACGGAGGAGGAGCUGCUGGCCUUCACGUCGUGUUUACUUUCCCAACCAAAGUUCUGGGCCAUUCAGACGUCAGCCUUGAUCCUCCGGACAAAACUUGAGAGAGGAAGCACACGGCGAGUGGAGAGGGCCAUGAGGCAGACCCAGGCUCUUGCAGACCAAUUUGAAGAUAAAACCACAUCUGUACUGGAACGUCUGAAGAUUUUCUAUUGUUGUCAAGUACCCCCUCACUGGGCUGUUCAGCGCCAGCUUGCAGGUUUGCUGUUUGAGUUGGGAUGCACCACCUCAGCCCUGCAGAUAUUUGAGAAGCUGGAGAUGUGGGAGGAUGUGGUCAUCUGCCAUGAGAGGGCUGGGCGGCACGGAAAGGCAGAAGAAAUACUUAGGCAAGAACUGGAGAAAAAGGAAACACCAAGUUUAUAUUGCUUGCUUGGAGAUGUCCUGCAAGAUCACUCCUGCUACGACAAGGCUUGGGAGCUGUCCCGGCACCGCAGUGCACGUGCCCAGCGCUCCAAAGCUCUCCUCCAUCUUCGGAACAAGGAGUUUCGGGAAUGUGUGGAGUGCUUCGAACGCUCAGUGAAGAUCAAUCCCAUGCAGCUCGGGGUCUGGUUUUCUCUAGGCUGUGCCUACUUGGCCUUGGAAGACUAUGGCGGAUCAGCAAAGGCCUUUCAGCGCUGUGUGACUCUAGAACCCGAUAAUGCUGAGGCUUGGAACAAUUUAUCUACUUCCUAUAUUCGAUUAAAGCAAAAAGUCAAAGCUUUUAGAACAUUACAAGAAGCCCUCAAGUGCAACUACGAACACUGGCAAAUCUGGGAAAACUACAUUCUCACCAGCACCGAUGUUGGGGAGUUCGGGGAAGCCAUCAAAGCUUACCACCGGCUCCUGGACCUCCGAGAAAAAUACAAAGAUAUUCAGGUCCUUAAAAUUCUGGUCCGGGCAGUGGUUAAUGAUAUGACCGACCGAAGUGGCGAUGUUGCCUCCAGCCUCAAAGGCAAGCUGCAGGAGUUGUUUGGCAGAGUCACUUCAAGGGUGACCAAUGAUGGAGAAGUCUGGAGACUGUAUGCCCAAGUGCAUGGGAAUGGGCAGAGUGAGAAGCCAGAUGAGAACGACAAGGCAUUCCAGUGUCUCUUGAAGGCGUACAAGUGUGACACACAGUCCAGUUGUUGGGAGAAAGAUGCUACAGCGUUUAAGGAAGUUGUUCAAAGAGCCAUAGGACUUGCUCAUGUGGCUAUGAAAUGCGCUGAGAGCAAGUCCAGUCCCCAGGAAGCUGUACAAGCACUUUCUUCAGUUCGGCUCAAUCUACGUGGCUUGUUAUCCAAAGCUAAGCAGAACUUUACAGAUGUGGUAAGUAGAGAAGUCUCUGGAGAGCUAGCCAGUGAAAUAGCAGUUGUGAAUGCUCUGGAGGCAGAGCUGCAAGACCUCAGCAACCAGCUUCGAAACCGGUACUGACUGAAAAGCAGCUUGUGGCAAAAUCACUUCUGCCUUCUCAAAUUCCUCCAAUACCUGUAUGUCUGAAACACAAGAUACCCAUUUUUAAAAUGAAUUUGUU
This is a messenger RNA of Mus pahari (shrew mouse), 2660 nucleotides long. RefSeq names its product tetratricopeptide repeat domain 27 (gene Ttc27). The coding region runs from base 140 to 2560 and encodes 806 amino acids. The record is from RefSeq and is a predicted model, not a curated record. Lineage: Eukaryota; Metazoa; Chordata; Mammalia; Rodentia; Muridae. The transcript has 20 exons. Gene Ontology annotation, molecular function: protein binding.